This is a messenger RNA of Camelina sativa (false flax), 2560 nucleotides long. RefSeq lists its product as uncharacterized. Lineage: Eukaryota; Viridiplantae; Streptophyta; Magnoliopsida; Brassicales; Brassicaceae. The record is from RefSeq and is a predicted model, not a curated record. Gene Ontology annotation, molecular function: chromatin binding.
AUUCUCUCUCUCUCCCUCCUCUGUUUUUACUUUUUUUUUAUUUUUUUUUUGUAUAUUAUUCAAAUUCCGCCUCUCUUUCUUCUGGUUUCAUCACUUCACGCGUAUACACAGAGAUAGAGAGAGACCCAAGAGCGCUCAUCAAAUUAGGGUUCCUUUUUUUUUUUUUGUUGGGUUCCGAUUUGAGAAAUCGAAAGAAAACAACAAUGGCGUGGUCUUCAGAAACGCCGUCGUAUUGCGGCUGGAAUGAGCUGCAUGUGAAGAACGGUAAAGGCAAAGUCGAGGUUCAUUAUUAUCUAGAGAGGAAAGAUGGGAUUGCAGAUCUAGCUGUUGUUGGGAGGGUCAAAAGCUCUAAACGCAUCUCUUUUAGAUACGCUUUGAAGAAGAAUCGCUCUGUUUUGAAGAAGCUUAAUUCUAAAGAAGAUGUCUCCAAUUGGCUCGAUUCUAUUGUUUCUGGUGUGAUGCCUCAUGUAGCAGAUGUACCAGCUACUAUUAUGACUGAAAAAGAUGCUGGAGGAUUUAAUAUGAGCUCUUUUAUGAAUGGGAAAUUUCAGGAGUCUAUUCGUCAGACCAAAAAAGACUCGUGGAUGGGUUCUUCUUGGACUUGCAAGAAACGGCGUAAGCAUUAUCCAUCCUUUCUCCGGAAUGGUGUUAGAAUUUCUGUGAACGAUUUUGUGUAUGUUUUAGUUGAGCAAGGUAAGAGACUUGUUGCAUAUUUAGAAGACCUUUAUGAGGAUUCUAAAGGCAAAAAGAUGGUCGUGGCACGAUGGUUUCACAAAACUGAGGAGGUUGGUUUUGUUUCAUCUGAUGAUAUUAGUGAGAGAGAGAUUUUCUUGUCUCUUUAUCGUCAAGAUCUCAACAUUGAGUGCAUAGAUGAUUUUGCUACUGUCCUAAGUCCUCAGCAUUAUGAGAAAUUUCUUAAGGUGCCAAUGCAUGCUCAGCCAGUAGCUUUCUUCUGCCAGAAAUUAUAUGGAGAUGAUGACAUAAAGCCGUAUGACAUUACAGAAUUAGAAGGUUACUGGAGACAAAAAAUGCUUAGAUACUUGAAUGUAUCCAAUUUAAAAUCAGUUGACGGUGCUCAAGCACCUGUUAAUGACCCAGGAUUAGGAGCUCCAUUGGUGGGUUGUGUUGGGAUUAGAUCAAGGAAAAGGCGUCGUCCUAGUCCUGUUGGUACUUUGGAUGUAGCAACUGCAGGUGACAUGAAAGGUGACUGCAAAUCUAGUCCAGAUUCUGUUUUGGGUGUUUCAGAUGCUUCUAUGUGCAAGGCUGCAGAAGAUGGUUCUUCCCAUUACAUCAAAAAGGGUUCACUUGUUGAAGUUCUCUCCGAAGAUAGUGGCAUCAGAGGUUGUUGGUUUAGGGCACUGGUAUUAAAGAAACACAAGGAUAAGGUUAAGGUCCAGUACCAAGAUAUUCAGGAUGCAGAUGAUGAAUCUAAAAAGCUAGAGGAGUGGGUUUUGACAUCUCAGAUUGCUGCUGGUGAUAGUCUGGAGGGUCUUAGAAUUAAAGGACGGAAAGUGGUACGUCCAAUGCUGAAGCCCAGCAUAGAAAAUGAUGUAGGCGCUGUUGGUGUUGGUAUGCCUGUGGAUGUGUGGUGGUGUGAUGGAUGGUGGGAAGGGAUCGUAAUGCAGAAAGUGUCUGAAGACAAAUUUGAAGUUUACCUGCCAGGCGAAAAGAAAAUGUCUGCCUUCCAUCGUAGGGACCUUAGACAAUCUCGGGAAUGGUUGGAAGAUGAGUGGGUUAAUAUAAGAUCAAGAUCUGAUCUCGUGAGUACGGUCUUAUCUUUGAUGAAGACAAAAGAGAUGAAGGUGAAACCUGAUGUAAAGCCAUCUGAAGCUAGUGUUGGUAAUGGUGGGAUGUCACCAAAUGGGGAGGCUAAAGGCACCAUGUGUCUUUCAGUAGCAACAACCAAAAAGUCAUUACCUAAGCGACCAAUUCCAGAUCUUCUAAACGAUGUCCUUGGUAAUUCUGACUUAAAGUGGAAAAAAUCGAGGAAGCGGAAUCGAGUUGUCAGUUGCUGUCCACACGAUCCUAACUUGACUGAUGGUUUCUCUAGUGAAAGAUCUUUGGAUUGUGAGAACUGCAAGUUCAUGGAAGGAGAUUCUUUUGGCUCUUCGGUUGGGCAGCCUUUGACUAGUGGUCUAUUAUUAUCGAGAUGAUCAGCUUGGUGAUGAAGUUGCGUUUCUUCUUGUGAGGUACAUAUCACCUGAUGUGCAUCUGCUCAAUGCGAUUUUGGGUUUUUAGAUUACUGUGACUCGCAAGAUUUCUUGGAAUGGAUUAUAGAUUAGCUCGUAAUGGCAUCCAAAUUCGUUGUGUACGUAUGUUGUAACAGUAGGGCUUAGAGCUUUAAUACAGAGAGCAAAUUUUGGAUGCAGUAGAAGUAGGUAAUAGCAUUUACCUCGCUAGUGUUUUAGGCAUUAAAUCAGUGGGUUUUUUUUCAUAGAAUUAAGUUAUCUUUUUUCAACUCUCAUUAGCAUAGAGAUGAUUUGUUUUCUUUUUGGUCUGGUGGGAUUUUUAUUUUCAUGUAACCUAUGUAUCAUCAAAUAAAACUAUCUUCUUACCUUAA